Messenger RNA from Lycium barbarum (goji berry), 1327 nucleotides. RefSeq names its product protein DOUBLE-STRAND BREAK FORMATION. The coding region runs from base 76 to 849 and encodes 257 amino acids. The transcript has 5 exons. The record is from RefSeq and is a predicted model, not a curated record. NCBI's taxonomy places the organism in Eukaryota, Viridiplantae, Streptophyta, Magnoliopsida, Solanales, Solanaceae. Gene Ontology annotation, biological process: meiotic DNA double-strand break formation.
GAAAAAUCAAAAUUCGAAAAGCCUAUAAAUUAGGGCAGUUUGAAAUCUUCAUCCCCUCAUUUCCUUCUCGUGAAGAUGUCAACUGCAGUUUCGCAACAAAUCUUCCUUUUCCGAACCCAAAUCGAAAACCGUAGAUUCGAUGAAGGAAUUUUUCGAGUUCUCGAGUCUGUUUUAGCUUCGAUCGAUUUAAAAUCGUUGGACAGAGUGGUUUAUACUUUGAAACAGUUUAUGAGACACGAAUCUCUCUGCAUUAUUGAGGAAAUCGCUGGAAAAUCUACAGAGUAUAAGCUUCUGAUCGUCGAUUUUCUAGUACACGUUUUUAAUCUCAUUGGAGAUACUGAGAGUUGCUUGGCCUUGAUAUAUGAGGCACUGCUUAUGAGAGAGCAGAAAGCUAUAAGUGAUCAGAGGCUUCUUGUUUCAUAUAGUGAGUGGCUCACUUUUGCUGAGCAUUCACUUGAAAGUGACUUUUGUUCCAUUGCAAACAAGGCGUGUGAAAAGGCGCUUUUAUGCUUUGAGAUGAACAUCGUAGAUGACCCUGCAAAUGACUUCGUAAUUGAAAAAAUUAAGAAGCUUAAAGAUGUUGCAGUAACCUCAGCUUCUUCAAAAUCUGUUCAGGCGCAGACAGCAGAGUACUUCAAGAACAAAAGUAUUCUGGAGAACUCACAAGGAUCCUACAUUUCUGUGGAAGCUAAAAGUUCAGGAAGCACUCUGUUUAAAGAUGGAAUCAAAAGACGACACAGACGCCAAUUGGAUGAAUACCGACAUUUGAAACUGGAUGGAAUAACUGGAGACGUGCCAAAUACCUUGGUAGGACUUUCUGCCAAUAGCAUUCCUUCCCCUGCCCUCUAAGUAAAAGAGGAACAUAUUUAAUUUCAUCUUUAAUUACAAUUUGGUAGUGCAGGAAUGAUUUUUCUUUGAAGUAUUACUAUUAGGGAGUCACCAAUAUGAUCAAGAGAUCAACUGCCCUUCUUAUGGUUAGUAUCUCGGCAGGUAAUUACUUUGAUUAAUAUAGCACGAUAUCAAUUACCACUACUAGAAAACGAGAUUUUUCCCACCGACAUUCAGUGGGAAAAAACAUGAUUUUCAUACCUCAUUUCCACCGAACAAUCUCACUAGGAAAACGCAUGGUGGAAAACAGGUUCCUAUUGAAAUGCCGGAAAAGUUCCUAAUUUUUCCAUGUGAAAACUCUGCUAUUUAGGUUUUAUCUACCGACAUUCAAUGGGAAAUAGUCACUGAAAAGGAAAAUAGUGAUUUUUUUGUAGUGUACUCCGAUAUGUUUAAAACUUAAAAAGUAAUUUGGUCUUUUAUUCGUAUGCCUGCGAAAAGA